Molecule: messenger RNA, 1404 nt
Organism: Symbiodinium sp. CCMP2456
Lineage: Eukaryota; Dinophyceae; Suessiales; Symbiodiniaceae
Source: the annotation of a GenBank genome assembly
AUGAUUGAGCAUCGCGGCUGCCGACUUGGUCAUGUCGUUGUCCGUGCACCUUGCAGAGUUUCACAGCAAACCUACACCCGUGGAUUGGCAUGGGCUCUGCCAAUGAGCAGAAGAAAAUCAACUUCCAGGUUGUGUAAGCCUGGUCUUGCAGUGGUUGCCGGCAUGUAUUGGGCAUUUGCUGCGACACGUCGUCGAGGAGCCACUCGAACUGCCAAGGACACGGAGGAAACGACAGAUGCUCAAGAGGAGAAUUGGCUGAGCAAAUUCACAUCUGUCGAUGUUUCGGUUUUCCAGCGCCCGCGUGCAUACGCAACCCGGACAGCUCUGGAACGGGCAUUGGAAGGUUUGCCGGUACGAUUGAAGGAUCUCUCACGCAAAAACGGUCCCAAUGUGCCUUUGUCGCAGCUGGAGAGCCCAAUUUACCGAGGCGUCGCUUUCCUGACUGCUUUUGCAGCAUACCCAACCGUGGUGCGCUGUUUGCGCUCCUUGCUUUACGAUGACCUCGGUGGGAACACGGAGGACCUAGCAGAUGUUGUGACUGAGUUUGUAACCGUGGAAACCUUCGUUUUCGGCAGCUACGCUGGUGUGACCCUCCAAGUGCAGAUGCAACGCCUCGCGGAUCUUCAAACAGAGUCCGUCAAGGAAAGUGCCUUGUUGUCAGGUUUGUCAGAGCACACUGUCGGGCUCUUCGAUUCGUUGGACAAAAGAUCGCUGCAAGGGGGGACCGGGGCAACUGUGGCCAAAAAUGAGGACAAAGCAUUGCUGGCAUUGUGGCACCACUCUGAGCGAAUGGCUUAUGGCACGAGGGGUGUGGAGUUGAUGGACAUAGCUGAUCGCGAUCGCCAAAGCGACAGCAUCAGCAACUAUCGGCAAGCACUCCUCAAGUGGGGCCGCAUGCGGAGAGAACAGCCUUCAACAGCACCGCUGUAUGAGCCAGAUUUGCAAGUGUGUUUGGGCAUGCUGAACAAUUUGAGAGAUUUUCGAGCGGGGCGAUUAUCCAGGGAGUCACUGACACUGCCACCUACAUUUUUUUGGACAUUUGGUUUACUGUCGAUAUUUAUUUCCAUAUCGUUUGCUCUGAGGGAGGCUGCGGAUCCCAACAGCGAAUUUUCCAUCGUAGACCGCUGUUUCUUCGCGACGCUGACACUGGCAUUUCUCACUUUGUUUCGCUUGGCCGUAGAUGUGAACUUCCCUUUUGGUGGGGACUAUCAAAUCCGACGCGGGGCCCUGACAGCCGAGCUAGUAGCAGCUCGCACCACUUUGGCAAAGGCACUGGGCCCAGAUAAGCUAGCAGUAUACAAGGCCAAAGAAGCCAAACAAAGAAGCAUCGACGAAAAUGGUUUUGCCCCGGUAGCAGCCCGCCAGACAGAUUUAGGUUGCGAAUGUUGCUGCGGUUGGUCUUGA